This is a messenger RNA of Scophthalmus maximus (turbot), 2750 nucleotides long. It is a transcript of the gene nars1, whose product is annotated as asparaginyl-tRNA synthetase 1. The transcript is spliced from 15 exons. The record is from RefSeq and is a predicted model, not a curated record. Lineage: Eukaryota; Metazoa; Chordata; Actinopteri; Pleuronectiformes; Scophthalmidae. Bases 162 to 1841 code for a protein of 559 amino acids. Gene Ontology annotation, cellular component: cytoplasm. Gene Ontology annotation, molecular function: nucleic acid binding; ATP binding; asparagine-tRNA ligase activity. Gene Ontology annotation, biological process: asparaginyl-tRNA aminoacylation.
ACGGCCAAUCAGCGCUCAUUACCUGUGCCGGCUGACGUAAAGUUGCACGUCCGCGGUUGUUGAGGCUCCGCCGGCAGUCGUUCCUGGGCUUUCACUCCCUCUUCUCCACCAGGACGAUCUUCAGUUUCCAACCCCUCCUCGUCGUACCAACCUGGGCUGACAUGGCGACGGAGGUAACGAAAGGUGUGGAGCAAGUUUCUGUGGGUGAGCUGUAUGUGUCGGACAAAUGUGGCAGCGACCAGGACGGGGACGGCACGGAGCAGAAACCCUUCAAAACUCCUCUCAAGGCCCUGAUGUUUGCUGGAAAGGAGCCGUUCCCGACUGUCUACGUAGACUCGCAAAAGGAGGAAGAGCGCUGGGCGGUGAUCUCUAAGACGCAGAUGAAAAAUGCCAAGAAGGCCUUUAACCGUGAGCAGAUGAAGAGCGAUUCCAAAGAGAAGAAGGAGGCAGAAGACACCGAGAGGAGGGAGAAGAACCUGGAAGACGCCAAGAAGAUCAUGAUUGAGAAGGACUCCAGCCUCCCCGAGCCUGAGGCGGUUAAAAUUCAGCAUCUGGAGCCAAAGAGAGGUCAAAGGGUCAAAGUGUUUGGAUGGGUCCAUCGCCUGAGGCGACAAGGAAGGAACCUGAUGUUCGUCGUGCUGAGAGACGGAACCGGUUUCCUCCAGUGUGUCCUGUCCGACAAACUGUGCCAGUGCUACAACGGCUUGAUGUUGUCCACGGAGAGCACGGUGGCCCUGUACGGGACUGUCACUCCAGUUCCUGAGGGGAAACAGGCGCCCGGCGGCCACGAGCUGCACUGCGACUUCUGGGAGUUGGUCGGCCUGGCUCCGGCGGGCGGCAUCGACAACAUCCUGAACGAGGAGUCAGACGUCGACGUCCAGCUGAACAACCGACACAUGAUGAUCAGAGGGGAGAACGUCUCCAAGAUCCUGCGCGUGCGGUCCGCCGUCAUGCAGUGCUUCCGCGAGCACUUCUUCAGCAGCGGAUACUACGAGAUCACCCCUCCGACCAUGGUUCAGACUCAGGUGGAGGGCGGCUCCACGCUCUUCAACUUCAACUACUUUGGCGAGGAGGCAUACCUGACGCAGUCGUCCCAGCUCUACCUGGAGACCUGCAUACCGGCGCUGGGCGACACCUUCUGCAUCGCCCAGUCGUACCGGGCCGAGCAGUCCCGCACCCGCAGACACCUGUCCGAGUACACCCACAUCGAGGCCGAGUGUCCCUUCAUCACGUUCGAGGACCUGCUGAGCCGCCUGGAGGACCUGGUGUGUGACGUGGUGGAGCGGGUGCUCAAGUCGCCCGCCGCUCAGCUGCUCUACGACAUCAAUCCGAACUUCAAACCGCCCAAGAGGCCAUUCAGGAGGAUGAACUACACCGAGGCCAUCGAGUGGCUCAGAGAGCACGACGUCAAGAAGGACGACGGCUCCUACUACGAGUUUGGAGAGGACAUCCCCGAGGCUCCAGAGAGGCUGAUGACCGAUGCCAUCAACGAGACCAUCUUGCUCUGUCGUUUCCCAGCUGAGAUCAAAUCCUUCUACAUGCAGCGCUGCCCUGAGGACCAGCGGCUCACCGAGUCGGUCGACGUGUUGAUGCCGAACGUGGGCGAGAUUGUCGGCGGCUCGAUGCGUAUCUGGGACUCAGAGGAGCUGCUGGAGGGAUACAAGAGGGAGGGAAUCGACCCCACCCCCUACUACUGGUACACCGACCAGAGGAAGUACGGCACGUGUCCUCACGGCGGCUACGGUCUGGGUCUGGAGCGUUUCCUCACCUGGCUGCUGAACAGACAUCACAUCAGAGACGUCUGCCUGUACCCGCGAUUCAUCCAGCGCUGCCGACCAUGAACACACACUCUCACACUCUCACACAUACACACACACACACUUUCUCUCUCUGUCAUUGUAUCUGGACCUGAACACCAUCCACCUCGUGUUUUGCAGCUUCAUCCUCGUUCUGACUCGAAACGUGAAUUUGAUUAUGUUCCACCUCCGAUGCUGCUUGACGGCUGAUAAUCAUCAUUAUUAUUAUUAUUAACCAGUAAUAAACGCUGUCGUCUCCUGCGAUCAUACGUAGAAAAUGUGUCACACGUGGUCGUCAAAGCUGCUGAUUCCAAUUUACUGUUUGUUUUAUUAAAAUGUGUCCAGAGGGAUUUGUAGAUGUGAACUUACUGAUGAUGAAAAUAUAAAACAGCUACAGUAUCAUGAAUUUUUUAAGUUAAUAUUUGCAAAUUCCUUUGGAAAUUUGUCGUAAAAACCACAAGUUGAAUUUUAAAUGCUUCCCUAUUGUUAUUCUCUAUAAAAAAAUAUGAAUGUCUUGAUUGAACUUCUGCAGCUUCGGCUUUCGCAGCGAGCGUCUUGACCUUCGGCAGUCGUGUCCUGUAGUCGGCCGGAAAUAAAUCUAUAGAAAAAUCCCACAAACGAAAUGUUAUGGAACAAAACAAAUGGUGUAUCUGAACGAACGUGGAUGCGGUGACGUUUCCUACUGAAGAUGAAAUAUGAUUCACACUCCGCUCCUCUUGUCGUAUGGUUCAAACUCUCCCAGUGGUUGGGUGCAUUUUUCUUUCUGUCAAUCACAAAGUCGAAGAAGCUUUCGUGCAUGUUUCAUAUUUGAGUGAAGGUUUUAUUACCACAGCUCCAUCUGGAAAUGAAAAACAAGUCAUGAAGUUAUUGAUGUGACGUCGGCCUCGAAGUCUCGACUGUGAAAAAGAAUCCUCAGCUCAAUAAAAACUGCACUAAAAUCAAAUGGAAAACAAA